Messenger RNA from Symbiodinium sp. CCMP2592, 1362 nucleotides. NCBI's taxonomy places the organism in Eukaryota, Dinophyceae, Suessiales, Symbiodiniaceae. The record is from the annotation of a GenBank genome assembly.
AUGUGGAGCGUGCUUCUGGUCAUCUUGGCUCUCUGCCAUCCCGUGCACGGAGGCGAAUGCCAGAGGGGCCAAAGAUCCCCGGGCCACGAAUGCAAUGCGGGCCCGACACUCCUGCAGUACGGUUCUCGUGUGCGGCAGCCUGAUGUCCUAGCGACCGACAUGGAGGAGGUUACAUCCGAUUCUUGUGCACCUUUCGAGGAGUGGCCCAACGUCGAUGGUGUAACAUGCGGCGGCUGUCGUGCGCUGGUGGAUACAGCGCCAUACGGAGGUCGUUGCGACACGUACUGCGAAAGCUUUGACCACAAGUGUGUGGCUGCGGCAGAGGAAAAGGCAGAAACUUGCGAAGUUCUGGAGCGCAAGCGAUGUGACGAAGAGAUUGCUGACACCUCUGACAUGCUCUGCACUUGUCAGCGAGAGAGCGACGUGUGCUGGGACGGAGUUGGCGGUCUGGUCGCGGAGGAAGGAAAUGAGGUCGGCAAGUUGGAGACAGCAUCCCUGGAAGAGUGCGAGCGCAGUUGCAAUGGCAACGAUGCCUGCAAGAGCGUCACCUUCUGCAAGCAAUGGGGCACCUGUUUCCUCAAGGACAAGAGCCUUUCGGGAAUGGAGGAUGCUCAAAGAAACGAUCACUGCAGCUCCUACUUCAAGAAGCGCUGCGGAAGCGCACCAAUCUCUCGGCCUCCCUGGUCAGGCGGAGGCGGAGGAGAGUCCCUGAAGGUAAGGGUCGUGUCAUACAACCUGUACUGGUGGAAUGCCUUCGGCCAGAACCCUUGGAAGAGCGACCACAUCAUUCGGAACAUCAAGAACACGCUGAAGCCCGAUUCCAUCGGCUUGCAGGAGUGCGAUGAGCCUCACACCAUCCGAGACAGGGCAGGGCUGGAGCGAGCCUCGAAGUUCGAUGGCGCCCAGGGCAUCAUGGUCAAGCCAGGCGCCUUCAGGAAAGGCGACUCUGGGUCAAGAGACAUUCAGGCCACCGGCAAAUGGGGUCCGCGCUACGUGACUUGGGUGGAGUUGAUCGACCCGAAGAGUGAUCGGACUUUCUGGCACUUCAACACCCACUGGUGUGUACACAAUGGCAACGGCCGGGUUUGCAAUGAAGAGGUUCGAUACGGUGGUGCCAAACACAUGCUAGAUGUCAUCAAGGAGAAGGCUUCUGACAUGCCGGUGGUUAUCACAGGGGACUUCAACGCAAAUCUGGACGAGAGGGGACCUCAGCAUUUCCUCAAGAACGGCUUUAAACUCGCUGAAAAUGCUUGGGUGGACUGCAUCUUCUACUCGCAUCACUGGGAAUUGGCCCGGCAUGGUACUGGAGACGCUGCGCAUAGCGACCAUCGUCCGAUCUUUGCAGAAUUGGUACUCAAAUAA